GCCUUGCGGGGCAGUGUGGGAGGGAGAAGCCCAGGUCGGACAGGCCGGGCCCACCCGCGCUCGCCUACCCCGAGAUGGCUGGGAGGCAGGAAGAGCAGAGAGGGAGCCCGCCCUUGAGGGCGGAAGGCAAGGCCGACGCGGAGGUUAAGCUCAUUCUGUACCACUGGACGCAUUCCUUCAGCUCUCAAAAGGUGCGCUUGGUAAUUGCUGAAAAGGCAUUGAAGUGCGAGGAACAUGAUGUAAGUCUGCCCUUGAGUGAGCACAAUGAGCCUUGGUUUAUGCGUUUGAACUCAACUGGAGAAGUGCCUGUCCUUAUCCACGGGGAAAACAUAAUUUGUGAGGCCACUCAGAUCAUUGAUUAUCUUGAACAGACUUUCCUGGAUGAAAGAACACCCAGAUUAAUGCCUGAUAAAGGAAGCAUGUAUUACCCACGGGUACAACAUUACCGAGAGCUGCUUGACUCCUUGCCAAUGGAUGCCUAUACACAUGGCUGCAUUUUACAUCCUGAGUUAACUGUGGACUCCAUGAUCCCGGCUUAUGCAACUACAAGGAUUCGUAGCCAAAUUGGAAACACGGAGUCUGAGCUGAAGAAACUUGCUGAAGAAAACCCAGAUUUACAAGAAGCAUACAUUGCAAAACAGAAACGACUUAAAUCAAAGCUGCUCGAUCAUGACAAUGUCAAGUAUUUGAAGAAAAUUCUUGAUGAGUUGGAGAAAGUCUUGGAUCAGGUUGAAACUGAAUUGCAAAGAAGAAAUGAAGAAACCCCAGAAGAGGGCCAGCAACCUUGGCUCUGCGGUGAAUCCUUCACCCUGGCAGACGUCUCACUUGCUGUCACAUUGCAUCGACUGAAGUUCCUGGGGUUUGCAAGGAGAAACUGGGGAAACGGAAAGCGACCAAACUUGGAAACCUAUUACGAGCGUGUCUUGAAGAGAAAAACAUUUAACAAGGUUUUAGGACAUGUCAACAAUAUAUUAAUCUCUGCAGUGCUGCCAACAGCAUUCCGGGUGGCCAAGAAAAGGGCCCCAAAAGUUCUUGGCACAACCCUUGUGGUUGGUUUGCUUGCAGGAGUGGGAUAUUUUGCUUUUAUGCUUUUCAGAAAGAGGCUUGGCAGCAUGAUAUUAGCGUUUAGACCCAGACCAAAUUAUUUCUAGGUUUGUUGGGAUCUUAUGGUGGCAGCUCAUCCAAGCAUUUAGCUAGACCUUAUGAUUGCCGAUAGCUCUCUGAGUCUGUCUUAUUGAGUAGUUAGCAGUAUUUUUUCCUAAAAUUCAAAAGUCAUCUUUGUUACACAUUACAGGGGUUCAGAUAGCAAUAGGACACAAAAUUGCUUCAUUCUACAACUGCCAGCUCCAGGCAGAGAUCGGAAGGCAAAGAGAUAAGGAAAAAUGAGAGAAUGAAGUCUGUAUAGGGUAGAGCAAUAGAAAGUAAGCUUUGGGUGCCUCCAACAUUCAUGACUGUCCCAUUGGUAAACCUCACAUUUAGUUACUUGUGGCCACUGCCCACACAUACACUCCUGUAAUUGAGAACUCUUAGGAGAGGACUAGGGAAUCACUGGGGAUAGUGGGCUGGAGAGAACCCCAGGCUUUAUAUGUAUAGCAUCUCAUUUGACAUCAGUGUUAAUUUUAAAUGCUUAUGAAUCACACACAUUGCUUUAGUGAGAUUAAGUAUAUAUUCCUUAUAUACUUGGAAAUGUGAUGCUCAUUGGAACACAUCCGCCUAGCAUUUAUGUAAAAGUCUUAAGUGAUAUUAAGAUGAUUCCUUACCAUUUCAGAUGGUCCACAGUUUGAAUUACCAAGUGGUAAUGGUUCCUUACUGUUUUAUGUUUUAGAUGGUGCCUGUGAUACCAUUCCUCUGGAUGGUCAUGUCCAGUGGGAGGUAGAAAGGGUGGCCUCUGUAGCCCUCUUCGUGCACAUAAGUGGCAUUUAUGUGAAUGUCCCAGCUAAUCACUAGCAUGUCAUAUGGCUGGGUAGUGGGUAUUUUGAUGACCUGGUAGCACCAAAUAUGUUCAUUCUUCAUUUGGGGAGGCUGGUGUGUUAACACAGAAAUUGUUGUCCAGAUCUUUCAUCUGUUUAUGAUAUUAACAAAAACUUGUUAGAAAGGUCUAGUCUUAGCACUUGGCAGUUAAUCUAGGGAAGAUGAAUUAAAAGGAUAGAUAGUGAUGCAUACCUGUAUUCAUUCAUGUAUGUUUAAGGGAUUUGGGGAGGAUACCUCAGUUCAUCUGGAAGGGACAGUCCCAGUGUGUCCCAUGAAUAACCACGGAACUGCAGCAAAUGGUUUGUGCUCAGAAAAAGUCUUUCAUGGUCACAAGAAGGCACCAUGGAGCUGGCCGUGAAGGCCUUAGGAGCCAUUUGUGGUGUCUGGUGGGUAGCAGGCAUAGAUAUGAUGUGCCGAGGUCCCUGUGAACAACAGUAGCCAAAGAAUGUACUAACUUCAUCAUUAAUAGGAAAGGCAUACCUAGGAAGCAAUGACUUUUUGAUGGUAAAAUGAUUCUUUAAUUCUAUUUUGAUGGGCUGUAAUUCCAUUUCGUGACCUAGUUAUAUUAGAAAACCUUGAUGAACUAUAUGUUCCUGAUUUACAAAAGAUUACUAAGACCUCUAGAGUAAACUCAAUCAGACAAUAA
Messenger RNA from Rhinopithecus roxellana (golden snub-nosed monkey), 2617 nucleotides. It is a transcript of the gene GDAP1, whose product is annotated as ganglioside induced differentiation associated protein 1. The coding region runs from base 75 to 1151 and encodes 358 amino acids. The transcript is spliced from 6 exons. Lineage: Eukaryota; Metazoa; Chordata; Mammalia; Primates; Cercopithecidae. Gene Ontology annotation, biological process: mitochondrial fusion; mitochondrial fission. The record is from RefSeq and is a predicted model, not a curated record. Gene Ontology annotation, cellular component: mitochondrial outer membrane.